Amphiprion ocellaris (clown anemonefish) is the source of this 10901-nucleotide messenger RNA. It is a transcript of the gene npy2rl, whose product is annotated as neuropeptide Y receptor Y2, like. Gene Ontology annotation, cellular component: membrane. Gene Ontology annotation, molecular function: neuropeptide Y receptor activity. Gene Ontology annotation, biological process: G protein-coupled receptor signaling pathway. Bases 541 to 1770 code for a protein of 409 amino acids. The record is from RefSeq and is a predicted model, not a curated record. NCBI's taxonomy places the organism in Eukaryota, Metazoa, Chordata, Actinopteri, Pomacentridae. The transcript is spliced from 6 exons.
UCAUCCUCUCUCUCCUCCUCUCCUCUCCUUCGACCCUCCUCCUCUCAUCCUCCUCGGUUUUUACGCGCGGUGCGUAAAACGCUUCACUUCGUGUCCGUGUCCAGAACGCACGGACGCACCGAGCAGCGACAGGACGAGCUUCACGGUGCAAUAAACCGACCUGCUGCUGUGUCUCGGUCCGACCGGAGCCGAAACUACCGGCGGGUUCCGCUGCUGCGGAGCGGCAGCAGCGAGGAUGUGAGGCGGAGAACCGAGCCGGAGGAGAGAGAGACAGCGGCGGGCAGAGGGAGGCUCGAAGGCACCAUGAUCCGGAGGAUUUAAACCCGCAGCGUCUCCUCACCAACCGGAUCGCUGUGAUUUUCUACGUCUCAUUUUUCCUCCAUGGCAGCGGGGAGCCGCCAGUCCGUCCCCGGGGUUUGUGUUCGGGCUGCUGGGGACAGAGAGCGGACAGAGCCGGGGACCCAGAGAGUCCCGGAGGCCGUGCGACUGUAAAUGUGAGUUUGUAGAAUGGCGCUGCCGGCUGGACACGUUUGAUCAAACAUGGAGGCCUUCAGCGCAGUCAACGCCACACAGGAAGUGGUUCACCUCCCGCCGCCUGACAAUGACUAUGACCCGAACGCCAGUGUCAUCCGUCCGGUUCUACCCACGCCGGUGUUCGAGGGAGUGAAUUUUCCAGAGGACCCCAUUAAGCUACUGAGUGUUCAGGUGGUGCUGAUCCUGGCCUACAGCACCAUCAUCGUGCUGGGGGUUCUGGGUAAUUCUCUGGUCAUCUACGUCAUCUACCGCUUCAGGACGCUUCGCACCGUCACCAACUUCUUCAUCGCCAACCUGGCCGUCGCCGACCUGCUGGUCAACACGCUGUGCCUCCCCUUCACGCUGGUCUACACUCUGCAGGGCGAGUGGAAGUUUGGACGGACGCUGUGCUUCCUGCUUCCGUACGCUCAGGGCCUCGCCGUGCACGUUUCCACGGUGACGCUCAACGUCAUUGCAUUGGACCGCCACAGGUGCAUCGUGUAUCACCUGGACACCCGGAUGCGUAAAGACGUUUGUUUCGGGGUGAUCGCGUGGACCUGGGUGUUGAGCGCCGUCCUCGCCAGCCCUCUGGCCAUCUUCAGAGAGUACGGUUCCUUCACAUUGGAGCCCGGAUACACCAUACAAGUGUGCACGGAGAAGUGGCCCGGUAAAAGCACCGACGGCACUGUCUACAGCAUCUCCAUGUUGAUCCUGCAGUACUUCCUGCCGCUGUCCAUCAUCUCCUUCGCCUACGCCCGGAUCUGGUCCAAACUUCGUGGCCACGUCAGCCCAGCGGAGAGCGGUGGCGGCAGCAGCAGCGCCGGCUCCGAGCGCCACCGCCGCCGGCGCAAAACCACCAAGAUGCUGGUGACCAUGGUGGUGGUGUUCGCCGUGAGCUGGCUGCCGUUCCACGCCUUCCAGCUGGCCACCGACAUCGACAGCACGGUGCUGGACAUGCGCGACUUCCGCCUGCUCUACACCAUCUUCCACGUGAUCGCCAUGUGCUCCACCUUCGCCAACCCGCUGCUGUACGGCUGGAUGAACCGCAACUACCGCGCAGCCUUCCUCGCCGUCUUCAAGUGCGGCAGUGGGGAGCGGGGGAGGGGCAGCCGGCUGGACAGCAUCCACCCGGUUGGCGGUGUUAGGGCAGGAGGAGGAGGAUGUGGUGGAGGAGGAGGAGGAGGAGGGAGGGCGAAGAAGAUCGUCUUGGAAACGCAGGAUGUGUUGUCCGCACACCUGAACGCCACCGACGUUUGAGGAAUGUGAGGCCGAUGUGACAAAGAUGGAGGAGCUGAAGCGUCUUUGUCGGGAAAUCUUUUGUCCCAAAGACGACAAAAGAGUCAGGAAGAAGAAUUUCAUCACGGUGACAGAAAAUAGGAAGUGAGAGGGAGCCGGCGUUGGAGAUGAAAGAGUUUUUUGGGAGCCAACUUGGGGAUUAGAAGAAGAAGAAGAGCUGCUGAAUGACUCAAAGUCCGACCUCAUCGAGGCGAAGGAGGACGUUUUAUCAGCAUGAAGGAUUCGAUCUGGUCGAUUCAAUUUUCCGAGACGCUUGAUGGCGAUGGAAAAAAAAAACUGGAUGAGAAACCUCCCAAUCUUGUCAAAAUAGGGCUUUUACUCUGUCUUCAUUUCAUACGUGAAGCAUUUAGCUCAUACAUUUAACCCAGAGUGGCUUAUAAAGGAUUGCUGGUUGUGUUGUCGGAGGCCGCUGUUAAAGGAAUGAAGGAGUAGCCAAAAAAUAUAUACGUACAUGGAAAUAUAUAUAUAUAAGAAAAACGGGAUUGUCGGAGGGUGCAUGAUGUAAGCUUUGUGAAAUCUCAGACGGAAUGAAAAUGUGUGUUUAACAUUGAUUAUGUUGAGAACAGAAAAAACAAGACAUUAAGACGGGGAAGUGGGUGAAAGUGAGACGAUUCAGAUUCCUUUUGUCGGUAGAUGAAGGACGGAACGGAGAGCGAAGGGAUGAAAGACGAGGGCAGGAGGAAACUGCGACGAAGGGGUCGGUGGGAGGACGGAAAAGAGGGAAAUGUGGGAUAAUGAGGCGGCAUGUGAAAGCAAAAGAACUGCAACAGAGGGAAGAUCCUCAACCAACACAUGAAUGUUGAUCAGGAUUUUUUAUUUAAUUCAUUUUGACCCCUCUUUUUUUUAACACAAAGUCUCGCCGUGACUUCAGUUCUGCUCGUCUUCGUUAUUUUAAACUCCUUGUGCUGAAGAAGUGCUUUGUUUCAUGUGUCGCCCUUUGAUUCAAGCGUCAUUACUGAAGCUAACCGGCGGUAAAAUGGCAUUAAAGCGUCAUCGGUUGCUGCAAUUCAUAAAGCUUAUUACGGGGACAGGAAAUUCCAAUCUGAUUCUGAAAGUGAAAACCUUUUAUUCACCAUUAAAUAUUUGGUGAACGAAGGGAAUCCUGAAUUCAACACCUUGUAAGACUUUUUUCAGAUCUUAAAACCACUGAAAGCUCUAAACGGUUGCACGUCUUUGUCUAAUUUUACUCCGAUUUUGAAACUGUUUGCAUCUUGUGAAGGUUUUGUGACGGAAGGCAAAGCUCUCAAUCAGUUGACAUUUCAGCCCAAACCCAUAGUCUGGAGAUCUUGGUCAUUACUAAAACAGCGAGCUUCCAAAAUGUUCAGUUCAAGGAGCUCAGACAUCCAAAAAGUCACUGCUCCUUCGCCUCGUAAAAAUCCAACUCGAGGUGGUUCGGGCAUCUGAUUUGUGUCUCCAGUGGUGUUUAGUUUAUUCAUUUAUUUUCUGAAGGGACAAUUAAACAUAAUGGCAUCAGAGCUAGCUAGCUGCUAAAUUGCAUCUGUUGUCCCUGCAAUCACACAAUAAACACACUUCAUAAAACAAUGCAGCACUAAAGAGUAAAAACAAUAAAUAAAAGAUCUGAAUUAGUGCAAACUUCUGCCAGAUCUUGAAGCUAGUUUCAAACAUUGCAAAGGGAAUGGAAUUUGAUCGAAACAUCAACUGGGUUGGAGGGUUAUAUAUCUCAUCUGACCAGAAACGCCUCAAGCACUGCUGAGUGGAGGGACGCCUGGAAAACAGAUGUUAUAAAGGAGAGAGUUAGCAUUAAAAGAAGCUAAAAUAGAAAUCUAUGGGAGAAUUCAGUGAUGGAAAAAUUGGUGAUUGUGUGUGAUAAACAUCAAGUAUAAAAAACACUUUUCAAACUUUAUUUUGAGGCAAAUGUUCAUAGCUGUUAUGACUCUUUCUGCAUUCAUUUAAACAGGAGUCUGGUCACUAAAGUAACUACCAAGUGGCGAGAUUUGCCUUCAAGGACUUUGUUUCCGUCAACUUUACAUUUAUUGUUUUGUCCAACACUUGUCCAAGAAGCAUCAGUUCCCUGUUUGAGUUUAUAAACCGUAAAAGCUCGCUAAAUGUUUCACUCAACAACACGACUGCCUUAAAGCUGCAUUCUCUCCAACAGCCAGCAGGGAGCGACUCCUCUAGGAGAAUUCUUCUUCUUUUUGUUUGAUCUGUAAGUUCAGUUUUUCUAAUAAGUUUGUGGUCUCAGUUGCUUGUUUCAAGUCUGCUUCAACGCAACUUAGUGUCAUUUUAGUAAAUUACGGCUCCAUUUAAAGAAAAAUAAAUGAUACAGUGAAACUGCGAUGUUAGCAAAUUACAAACUCCACAAAACCAAUGUCAAGGAAGCUGCUUUAUUUUAUUUUUUUAGUUUUUUGCAGGUUCUGGUCAAAAAAAUGGUUAAUUUUAAUUGAAUUUUGGUACUUUUCAUUCGAAUGGAUGCAAAGAGCGAGACUGAGUAAUGCGUUGAAUUAAAUCUGUGUGGCAUAUUUCAUAAUCCUGAAUCAAAAGAGGACAAUAAAAUAAUAUAGAGCAGUUGUGAAACAAGUGAAAUCAAAGCAGAGCAUUAUUUGGGUUUGGACUAUUGUACCCAAUAUAUGGAGGUUCCUAAAACUUAAAGAGUGAUAAUAAAACAUAAUGUCUUUAAAACUAAGCGGCACUGAGACGAUGUUUGCUGUACCUUCACCUUUUUUAGUUUUCCUGGACAAAUGUUUAAAACGGCAUCUGAUCCAUCAGUGUUCAGGUAUGUUUGUUUAUAAAAAAAAGAAAACACGCAACCAUUUUUAAAGUUUUGUUUGAAAGACAUUUGACAUCCAAAAGUGUCAAAGACUUCCCUGGAAAGAGUUUCUAAGGGGGUGGACUGGCAGAUGGUUUGAGAUUAUUCAAAUUCAGGUAAAUAAAUUAGUUUUGCUCUUUUGUUUGGCAGUGGCAUAAUUAUAGUUAUGACUGAACUAAUACAACAGUGACGAGGAAAUGGGAAGCAUCAGGGUGGACAGUUGGGGUCUGUGGUUAAUGCUGCCAAAUGAAUUCAGGAUUUUAAGCUUAUAUUUGGUUGAGUUGGUUGAAUUCUUUCUGUUUUUGCAGCUUCUGGCUGUAAUUUUAGCAGGUCUUUGUAGGUGUUGAGGUGGCGUUUUGGCUUCGGAUGGCUAAUCAGUUGAAAUAAACCAGAAUUAUCCUAUUAGAAAGUGUUCACAGACUUGGUUGCUGGACUUGAAAUGGACAUUUUAAAAGAAAAGGUGCUGCAGAAGGAGCCGCUUACGUUUUCACAACAGUUUCGUGGUGUUGCGCUGGCUUCUCUCUAACUCCACACCGACUGAUUGACUUUUUGAGGCGUCUUUUGGAGCUCUGGUCAUCACACUGAUGUAGCCGUGACAACGUGAGUCUGCAGCCCGAAGGCAUAAAACACAUUUGAGGAGUUAAAUGGGCGGCAAUGAUUGAGUGCUUUUAUGCAAAUGCCAGCGAGCUCCGAGCGGGUUGCUGCCAACGCUUCAUCCCACUCUGCAGAUCCAGUGAGCUGCCAAUAAAAUGAAAAAAAGCCUGUUUACUGCUUGUAAAGUCCAGUGUUGGUGCAGUUUUGGCGAUAGAGAUCAGCGCAGAACACAUAGCUGUCGGCGUUAGAUUGGCUGUGGAUAUUUCACAAUCUGGCAAGCCAAAAGCUGCUCAUUAAUGGCUUAUCUGUUCUAACUAGUGCCUUAAGGGCUUCUCCUCUGCUUUUUUCUUGAGUUUCUGAAUUUCAAUUGGGCUCCAAGUUCAGAUAUUUCCAUGCAACUGGUUCCAAUCUGGGUUCCUUUUGUAUUAAUUCAUAGUGAAUCAUCAAAUUCUCCAAAAUGAACCACUGAAACAACCCAGAAUGUCAUUAUGAAGGAAUCUGAAAUGAGUCUUUAUUGAAAUAUCACAUCCAUUGCCAUUGAAUAAAUUUCUAACCUUUAUCAAAUCCAAUGUUCUUCUCACACGAGGACCUUUUUUGAAAGCUCGGAUGUUGCAAGAGUUUGUGAUGACUUUUCAUGUGUUCCAACUGGUAGCACGUCCUGAUCUUUUCACUCUGCCUCUAUAUUUCCUACAUUACCUGCUCGAUAUCAUGCUAAACGGUUAGCCUUGGUGGCUUCUAGACUGAAGGAAGCGUUUGAGGAUUCAUGUAGCUCAUUAUUUAGUCAGAAGUAAGUCAAAACAUGUUUUAUAUUUUAGAUUCUUUGCUUUGAUUCCUGCUUUGCACACUCUUGGCAUUCUCUGGAUGAGCUUCAUGAGGUAGUCACCUGAAAUUGUUUUCCAACAGUCUUGAAGGAGUUCCAGAGAUGCUGAGCACUUGUUGGCCCAAACAAAUCUCCUCUGCUUGUUGCUUUUUUCUUAGUAGUGGUUUCGUAGCAGCUACUUGACCAUAAAGACCGGAUUGGCCUGAUGGUCCCAACCCCAUCAAGAAGACAAGAAAUGCCACAAAUUAGCGCUGACAAGGCACACCUGUGAAGUGAAAACCAUUUCAGGAGACUACCUCAUGAAGCUCACUGAGAGAAUGCCAAGAGUGUUCAAAGCUGUCAUCAAAGCAAAGGGUAGCUAUUUUGAAGAAUCUAAAAUAUAAACAUGUUCAGAGUAAUUUCACAAUUGUUUGUUUGCUACAUAAUUCCAUAUAUCUUGCUUCAUAGCUUUGAUGUAUUCAAUGAGAAUCUACAAUGUAAAAAGUAGUAAAAAUGAAGACAAAGCAUUGAAUGAGAAGGUCUGUCCAAACUUUUGACAGCCACUAGUUGGUUUCAUAAGUGCUACACCAACAGCUCCACUUUCCAUUGCGAGACUAUUGGGUUUUCCAUUUUUUACAAAAAAAACAUUCUUAACUUCUGCCCAGCAAAUUAAUUCUUCAGUCGCCAAAAGUUGUUUCAUUAUGAGUUUCGACUUUAUUUGCCUAAUUGUAAUUACAACUCUCAGUUCCCCCCCAGGCAGGAGCUGCAUAAUAGUAAUAUUAAUCUGUUCCUUCACACAAUGUCCUGAAUGAACAACAGAGAUAUGAGCAAGAAAAAAUGAAUAAAACUAUGUUGUAAGAGGGGAUCAGGCACCCUGCAGAUAAAAUCCUUCUUUUUCAGGGCUUAGAUUCAGUGUCCCUCAUGUCUUUCAUUCUUCAAAUCCCUCAAUAAGUGGAUUCUCGCUCUGUUUGAGCUGCAUCAAUCACCGUCUCUUUCAAUCCCACAAUCCCUCUGUUCCCACCCACUGGACCCGUUUAGCCUCGUUUCAGCUCCUCGUCUGCCUCCUCUGUCCUCGUUGUCUACGAAUGCAUGCCUACAAAAAAUAAAUAUAUGAGGUUUUUUUUAAAAAAGCAAGAAAUGGAUGACGAGAAGAAAAAACUCACGAGAAACGCCUGCUUUAUUUUGCUCUGAAUAAGUGCUGAGUCACAAAAUAGCACCGACACAAACUAUGCCUCUGAAACCACGUUUUCACAGAUCUGUUGAGGGAUUUCAUUUCAAAAGAGCCGAGAUAUUUUUGUAAGAAAAAAAAGGAACAUAAAAUUCCACCACAGUGUGCUUUAGUUCAGUGACAGGAGUUAAAAUCAGUUCACUUGAUUUCAUUUCGAUGUUUUUGUAGCCGAGUUUUGAACAGCGUUACAUUCAGAUGGAGGUUCAGGAAGACGCUUGUUCUGGAUCCCCAAAGCAAAGUUGAACUAUGUCAUCGUCCAGCCUUAAGAGUAAAUUUGGGAAUAGAAAACAACAUAUAUUUUGAAGACCACAGUUCUGGACUACUUUGAGGCUUGGAUGGACAUGAAAUAGUCCUGGUUGAUUCAUGAGUACAAAGGGCACGGAUAUUUAAGAAAUAAUGAAGCCAGCUACAACUUCCUAAGUUCAUGUCAAGUCAGAAGUUUUAACACAAGACUCACUACUUUCACUAGUUUUCAACUCACAAGCAGCGUCUGCAUCAACACUGCAUGAUCACCUAAGAGUUUAAGAUCCACAAAUAGAGACCUCACGUCAGCCAAAGUCCUUCGUUGAAUAAAAAUGACAAAUAAAUUGAAUGUAUAAUGCUUUGAGGUGGAAGAAAGAGAAGGAGUUUUCUAUUAUUCUGAGUUAUGAGGAAGAAAUGCGUCGUUUCUUUAUGUAGUGAUGAUUCAACCAGGAGAGUUUCGUCCUGAUUCAAGCUGUAAAAGUGAUCCAACUCCUUGGGAUUUUCAACCAACAGUGAACUGGUUCAAAUGCGCUUUUCAACCUAAAAUACGUUAGUCUGGAUUUGGUUUGCUGAAAACAUUAGAUCACUGUGAGAACCAGGCUGAAGAGGAAUGACACUCAUUAAAACAAAAAAAACCAAACUGAUGAAGAAGUGCAUUGUCUGAUCUGCAACUUUUUGAGUCAAUAUGGAAAAUAUGACUUUCAGCAGAAGCUCAAGUAGCUUCACUUUAAAAGGCACACUGUAGAACUUGUUGAAGAGUUGAUAUAAAAAAUAGUUCUGUGGGCCACAAGUGUAACUGUAACUGAGCCGGUUCUUUGUUGGUCAAAAAAAUCUCACAAAACAGUGGCAUCAUAAAAAUUAACAGGGCUUUUACUCACAGAAUAACCAUAAACAAAGGAACAAGCUGAUUUAUUUGCUAGCAUGAUUGCUAACCUGCUAGUUAGCUAUAGGGUCAGGGUUUAAACUAGCACUCGGGGACCAAACAAGGUGAUGUCAAACUAUUUAUGAACUGCCGCUUUAAAUGCUCCAGGUGUCUGUUUUAAUGAUUUAAAUCCAUCUUUUUCUCUGAUGUUCUUUUGGAAAAAGAAUUAUCUCCUCGCAGAUCAUGUUGUGACGUAUUCUGACGAGGGUUGUGAUAGGAGGCCACAGAUGCUGCUCGACCUUUCUCAAAGAUGAAUGUAAACCGCUUUGUAACGUGGCUGUGAUGUUGUAUAUUGUAUAAUUGUGUGUAGAUAUAACUGUAACCAAGCACAAACUGUUGGGCUUUACCUGUGUCCAACUACAGAUGUACUAUUCUCAAGCACAAACGAGCCUCUGGCCUCUUUCUUACUGCAUGAAUGUUCAUGGAUGUGUGUACAGUACAGACUGCAUAACCGAAAACUGAAACCUGUGAUUAUAAAGUAGAUGUUUUUUUAGUUAUACAGCAACCAGCAACAAAACAGACUGUUGUAUAAGAUAAGAAGAAUUUAAAAAUCCGAGAAACUACUCAAUAUGAUCUAUAUUAGACAUGUACACUACAGUUCAAAAGUUUGGGGUCACUUAGAAAUGUCCUUAUUUUUGAAAGAAAAGCAUUUUUUUUCAAUGAAGAUACCAUUAAAUGAAUGAUAAAUCCAGUGUAGACAUUGUUAAUGUGGUAAAUGACUAUUUUAGCUGGAAACAGCUGAUUUUUAAUGGAAUAUCUCCAUAGAGGUACAGAGGAACAUUUCCAGCAACCAUCACUCCUGUGUUCUAAUGCUACAUUGUGUUAGCUAAUGGUGAUGAAAGGCUCAUUGAUGAUUAGAAAACCCUUAUGCAGUUAUGUUAGCACAUGGAUAAAAGUGUGAGUUUUCAUGGAAAACAUGAAAUUGUCUGGGUGACCCUAAACUUUUGAACAAUAGUGUACAUUCAGGAAGACAAACGGCAACAGAAAUGCAAACAAAUGUCAAUAAAUCCAUUAAAUUGAAAAAUAAACUUAAAUUGAUAAAAAUAAGAAUUAGAAUUAACAUUUUUAUUAACUGAAUUAAAUAGAAAAUGAAUAAAACAGUUUCUGUCUCAUCACCAAAUGUAAGAUCAGAGAAGAAACUCUUACAACUCUUAAACUUAUGAAGAAAUAUUUAAACAUAAUGUUAAAUGUUAACCCAGGUCACAUUGUUAAGGUGUUUGAAUGUUCAAGAAAUAAAUAAGUUCAAGGACCUUUCCGACUUUGUAUGCAUCUUGCACACAGACUGAGCUCUCAAGUUUGGUUUGUCUUCCAACUGAAGCACAAGAUAAAUACAGAUUUAACAGCUUAUUUAUCUCUAAGUCCCCAAGACGCCAGACUUAACGUACGUUUUGUUUCAUUACCAUCUUAUCAUUUGAAUAUCUCGAAAACAAAACAUUUAUCCUGUUUAGUAGUUUCAACACAGAUGUUCUACUGUCUCUCUUUGUUCAGUUAAACAUGCCCCCGUGGUUUUAAUUGACUCAUUUUUACAAUUACUUUGCAUAAUUUUGACACCAAACAACAUCAGUGAUACAUCAAAACUACAGUUCUCUUGAAUUUGAUGUCGCCUUGUUGUGUUUUUGUAGAUAAAUGUAUUCAAAAUGUGUUCAGUGAUGCAUUAAACUCUCAUUUAUCAUCAACACAAGGUCAUAAUUUAAAGUUUUGGGUGCAUCCUAUUCUGUCUUUGGCAUCACUGAGCAGUUAAAAAUCAUAAUUUAACAUAAGCCAAUGCCAUGUGACUCAACACAAAUCUAGUUUUCUAAGACUAGAAUGAACCAAAGCCCAGAGUCAUGCUAUUUAGUUUGAAUCAUAACAUUAAAAUUUCAAUUCCCGUAUGUGAGAAUACAAUCAGCAGUAAAAAUAUAACCAUACAAUUUUUAGAAUUUUCUGUUUGAGGACACAUUUUUUCAAAUUAAAAUUAAAAUAUACCCCAGCCACACAGAUUUUCAGAAAUCACAAAUAUAUCGUUUUCUGCGUUUGUGCAUUUUUAGUGCAAUAGAUAUGGUAGAAAUUGUCUUUAUUAGAUAAUAUGGAAAAACACAUUUAGACUUAACGUACAGAUCAUAGUCGAAUUCCAUAACAAACUAGUUUGUCAUCAAAAACAUUGGCUUCUGUUAUGUGAUUACGCUUAAAAAAACAAACACCAGAAAAAUGCACAGACAGAUGACAUAUAAAUGAGACAAAAAGACAAAAGUGCAUUUUCUAUUAUUUUUUUUACCUCUGAAAGCCACAAAUGAGAAUUACAAAACAACAGUGGAGGUGUAUUCUGGAGUCAGUUUCUGCAAAGAUAUUCACGUUUGUAGCAUCUUAUUUCUUUACUUUUUUUCCAUCAGUCAGUUUGUCCUCUUGGUCAGCAGUAACAGCAGCUAAAUAUCUAGCUUCUACUGCUGAGAAAAAGAUCACAUUAGCAUGGAUUAGCAACCCUGUUACUGUGAUUAGAGUAGGGUUAGCAAACAACACAGAAAACAUGGAAUAAAAAUGGUACCACUGAUGUGGAAGCUGA